CAUGAACAUUAACCCGAAAAUAUGUGUCUUAUGACCUUGAGCUAAACCCUGCACCCUUUCUUCCCUUCUACCCUUUCAGAAUCGUCACUGCGGUGCUAUGGCCACAGAAACACUGCCAGCCGCCGCCGUCACCGGCGGUAAUGUGACAAGAGGCACAGUGGAGAAAGCUGUUACCGCUUUGCUCAAAUGGAAGGAUGCACAGUUGAAGGAACAAGCGCCGAAGCUACUACCACAAGACGAGUUCAUCUACCUCACCAUCACCCUCAAGAAAGUCCCUCCGAUGGCUCGAACCAAUGCCUUCCGAGUCGCCCUACCACACCCCCUCCACGAACAAUCAUCCGAGCGCUGUCUUAUCAUCGACGACCGGUCCAAUUCCAACCUGACUUCAGCAGAAGCGAAGAAGAUAAUCAAGUCUCAGGAUGUACCCAUAAGCAAAGUCCUGAAGCUCUCAAAGCUGAGAACAGAUUAUAAGGCUUAUGAGGCAAAAAGGAAACUUUGCGGUUCCUACGACGUGUUCUUGGUGGACAAGAGGAUCGUUCACUUCCUUCCGAAGCUUCUGGGAAAGAUCUUUUUCAAGAAAAAGAAGCUGCCUUUGCCUGUAGACUUGACGAAGAAGAACUGGAAGGUUCAGGUUGAGAGGGCCUGCGGGUCGGGCUUGUUUUAUCUUUCCACAGGGACCUGUAGUGUGAUGAAGGUCGGGAAGCUGUCAAUGGAGAAUGGUGAGGUUGUUGACAAUGUGUUGGAAGCCAUUUAUGGUGUUGUUGGCUUUGUUCCCAAGGGAUGGGGUGGCCUGAGGAGCUUUCACUUGAGAUUAACUGGUUCUCUUGCAUUGCCUUUGUAUCAAGCACUGCCCGACCUGAAGCUCAAAAUUACGGGGGUAAAGGAGGUUGAGGGUGAAGGCAAUCUUGAGACUAAGGAGGCUGGCAGAACCCCUGAGACAGGCAAGAAAAAGAGGAAAGGGAGGCUCAGUGCAGUGCGGUAUAUGGAUGCUGAAAUAGGUGAAAUCAAAUCAGAGAGUGAUGGUGACAAUGUUGAGGAUGAUAUCCAAAAGGAUAAUACAGAUUUAGAUGCUAAUGAGGGAAAUGUGGAAGGAGAAAGUGAUGUUGAUAGUGAGGAAAAUGAGGGUGGGAAUGGAAAGGAGGAAGAAGAGUAUGAUUUGGUUCCUACUAAGCUUAAAGCCAAGAAAGACCAGAAGGCAAAAUCUCAGAAAGGCCAUCUUUUGAAUGGCCAAAAAACGAGAAAGAAAGUGAAAAGGGGGGAUGACACAGAGGAUAAGAAACAGAAGGAAAAGAUGACGUCUUCCCUGAAGGCUAAAGAUGAAUCAGUUGUGAAGAAGGGAAAGCGAAAGAGUGUGGUUGGGAUGAAGUCCAAAGAAGAGGUGAUCAAGCCAAAGAGCAAGAGAAACAAGAAGAGUGAGUGAGCGAGCAGAAUGUGGGCUUUGCUCAAAGAUUUUGUUGUAAUGGCAGAUUCAAAACCUCUCUUACUGUCAUUGUUGUUCUAUUACAGUUUUGCCUUUUCCUGCGUUUAGGUUCUUAUAAUUAUCAUCAUCCUGUUAUUGGCUUUCAAUCUUAAUAUUGAUCAAUGUGUGGAAUUCGUGUGCUGUCUAGUUCCAUGACCUUUCUACAUGUUGCUUAUUAUUAACAGUCAUGUUGUAACUUUUUGAUCACUCUCUAUUUCUCAGUUUUGCUUUUGUUUCUUUGUCACUAUGGUUUAGUCAUUCAUACCCUAGCUGGAUAUUACAUGUGGAUGUUGCUGUUUAACUCCAAAAUUCCCA
This is a messenger RNA of Cuscuta europaea, 1774 nucleotides long. The record is from the annotation of a GenBank genome assembly. Lineage: Eukaryota; Viridiplantae; Streptophyta; Magnoliopsida; Solanales; Convolvulaceae.